Molecule: messenger RNA, 3498 nt
Organism: Trematosphaeria pertusa
Lineage: Eukaryota; Fungi; Ascomycota; Dothideomycetes; Pleosporales; Trematosphaeriaceae
Exons: 9
Coding region: 84-3422 (1112 amino acids)
Molecular function (GO): ADP binding; protein binding
Source: RefSeq, a predicted model, not a curated record
GGGACAGGCCAACGCCCACGGUCGACUGAGGAGCUCAUAGCGACACGGCUCAACAGAUCGAUCAGUCUUGUCUAUCGUGAGCCAUGCUAGCAAAGUUGCUUCCAAACGCGACGGAGCGUGGGCACUCCAGCAGCUUGCAGAUAAUUGUGGUGCCUGCGAUUGGCUUAGCCCAUCCUUCCGAGUGGGUAGACCUUACGGGCUCGUGGCUCCAGAGGCUGCUGGAGGAAGUCGUGCCUGAGGCAGAUAUCUGGGAGUACAAGUAUGGGGCAGAUGUGCAACAAGGGAGUUUCUCUCAGAAUGUGCCAGGCGAAGGCACCAGGCUCCUCGAAGCUUUGCAUGAUCACAGCGGGAAGAAAGAGUAUCGGGAACUGCCUCUGAUCUUGAUCGCUCAUGGAACUGGAGGAUUUGUAGUGAAGAAGGCAAUACGACUUUCCUCCGACGGACAACACGCUGAGCCCAUAAUGGAUGUAAUAUUCGGAGUCAUCUUUCUGGGGGUGCCUCAUUUUCCGAAGGCAACCAACGACACAGAGCAAGCAAGAGGAACGCUUGAUCAGCUCUUAAGAUGCCAGUACAAGGGCAUCAAGCGAACUCUGUCAACUGUGCCCGAUAUCAAAAAGAUGAUGGAGAUCUGCCAUGACUUCGAGCUUGUUCAACCUCCAAACCCUCGAUUUCAAGUCAUAUCCGCCUACGAGAGUAGGGAAACAUCGACACGCCAGAAAAUGUUCUCCAGACUCCUGGGAAAGGGGAAUAACCCGGUCAUUACUCCUCGAGAGCUUUGCGAGAUAGGACUAGGAGGGGAUCACGAAAAGAUCGUUGAUGGAGAAGCCGAUCAUUUCGAUAUCUGCAAAGUUCGCAUAGGCGGUCCGGUAUACAAGAAAAUCGUUGCCCUCAUGGAGGAAGUAACGCGGACCGCACCUGGGAUCAUUAGUGAUCGAUUCAGUCGAUACAUGCCUCCAGCUGCUUUGGACGCUGGAACAUUAGCCACCGAAAGCACGGCAGACAUGGAUGAACUCAGGUCUAUGACUCAAUUCCUCGAACUUUCCUCUCAAAGCGCGACUCUUCCCGUCUCGUCACCACUUGGAGCAACCGGCGGGUCCACCACCGGAGACUUUGAGAUCAUUCCAUCACUCGAGCCGCUAGAGAUGAGUAGCCGGAAUCCAACCCUGCCUUGCCAGUUUUUCGGACCCCAUCAAAGGAUUGAGCCCUUUUUUGGAAGAGAUGAUACCCUGAAGCAGAUCGACGACUAUCUCCUCCCGCCUGUGGAUCCUACCGUGGCACAAGAGGCUGAGCAAGAUCCAGAACAGCUCCGCUCGUUUGCUAUAUGCGGGCUUGGGGGAAUGGGAAAGACUGCACUCGCGUUGGAGUACGCCUGGACUCGUAGGGAACACUUUGAGGCCAUUUUCUGGCUGACUGCCGAUAAAGACGAGAUCCUUGCUGCGGAAUUUGCACGAAUCGCUUAUCGACUGGGCCUCGAAGAUGAAAGUGGGGAUAUCGCGGCGAGUUGCGGUGUUGUGCACGGCUGGCUGACAAACCCCAUGCGUAACACCGCAGAGCCUGAUUCCCCGGAGAACAAAGUAAACUGGUUGAUUAUAUUCGACAACGUGGACAAUGCCGACGUUCUCCCAGAUUACUGGCCCAAAACAGGACGAGGUUCUGUACUUGUGACCAGCCGAGAUCCAUGGGCCAGGCAUAACGACUUCAUCCAGAAUGGCGUUGAUCUCCCUCCACUUAGCACUACAGAAUCCGCAGCAAUGAUGCAGCGACUCACGCAUGUCUCUGCUGGGGGAUCUCAGCAGGGAGCACUCCUGGCUAUUGCGGAGAGGUUGGGGGGCUUGCCACUCGCUAUAAAUCAGAUGUCCGGCGUAUUCAGACAGCGCAAACUGACUUACACACUCCUGCUCAGAUUCUACAAUGAAGAGGGGAUUGAGUGUCUCCAAGAAGGCUCGCAAGGUUCAUCUUCAGACUCCCACAAUGUUCAUUCACUCGCAACGUUGUGGGCUCUGGAUAGACUCUCUCCACAGACUCGGGCUCUGUUGGAAGUAGUUUGCUUGUUAGACCCGGACAACAUCCCUGAGGAGCUCCUGACGGUAGAAGAUCCCGGCAAGAUGGAACUGGAAGAAUACCCGAAAACGCUGAAUCAAUACCUCAACGCACGGAAGGAACUCAUAUCAUCGUCUUUGAUCACGUCGAACGAAGAAAGUGGGAAGAUCUCAUUGCAUCGACUCAUUCAGGAGACGGCGAAGCGUCGGAUGAGCAAAGAUCAUCUGAUCAAAGCUCUCCGGACGGCGCUUCGAUUACUUGUGUCCGUGUGGCCCUUUCAGUCGAUGGUCGAGCAUCACUUUACGGCAAGAUUUGGAAAGUGCGAGCUGUUAUUUCCUAGUUUACUGCGUCUGAAAGACGGGAUAGAGCCGCUCAUUCGAGGGCCUAGUGCAUGGUGCCCUGACAUCCAAGUCGCUCACUUGCUCAACGACGCUGGUUGGUAUAUGUUCGAAAGAGGACUCAUCGAAGAAUUGAAGCCGUUCUGCAGCCUAGCCCUCGUCGUAGGCGAACGCUCUGAAGACUCCUCCGACGAAGAGAUCUCGCGCGCAAUCCGGGAUAGCCACUCGUACCUCGGUAUAGCCACUGCAGAGACGAAUGAGCACCAAUUGAGUAUGUAUCACAAGAGGAAAUGGUUGGAUAUGCUACUUGAGAGAGAAGUAGCGCCAGGCAUUCCACUUGAAGAUUACGAGCUCGGCUAUGCAUACAACGAGAUAGGCGUGGCAUACGCCAACAACCAUCUGCUUGACGAAGCUGCAGAAGCGUUUCAACGCUCAAUCGAGAUAUUUCACAGCCUACCGGAAUUCGAGGAAACAAUGCUCGGCUGGCCAGAGCCCAACCUUGGUUUCAUCUACUGGUUACAAGGGAAGUACGAGGAUGCGGAGAAAGCGCUUGUCGAGAUUCUGGACAUACAUGCAAGCGCCUGGGGGGUCGAUGACACCAAGUCAUUCAAGACCGGGAAAAUUCUGUACGCCAUGGGAAAUGUCCUCGAGGCUCAAGGAAGGCUCAACGAGAGCUUCAACUUCCACACGCGCUGUCUAGAGCAGUACAAGGUAACCCUUGGCGUGAAUCAUCAUCGGAUGGGUGACGUAUGCCACAGGAUGGCGCGUCACUUCAUGCGGCAGGGCCUGUACAAGGAGGCUGACGAGUAUAUUAAUAAGGCGUUGAAGACUUUUUCCUCGCGCCCAUACCUCAAGAAUGAACUGGCCAGGACGAUGUUUUUGCGAGGGAAUUUACUUCGCGCACUUGGGGAUGAGCGGCAGGCGCAAAGGACUUUGAUGCAGGCUUGUGGCUACCGUAAAAAGCUCCUGCCGCACGAUAUUCGAAAGUUGCACGAACUGGGAGAAAAGGACUUCGACUUGCUUGUUGCCUUCUGGUCUCGGUAAUGUGGUCAUAAAACAGGGAAUUCGCAGCUCCUGUCUCCCAAGGUCUGUAACGAACGUAUGACAAGUGAAAUGAGAG